Cyanistes caeruleus (blue tit) is the source of this 580-nucleotide messenger RNA. The record is from RefSeq and is a predicted model, not a curated record. NCBI's taxonomy places the organism in Eukaryota, Metazoa, Chordata, Aves, Passeriformes, Paridae.
CCCCGGACCCAUUUGCCCUGUCCUGUAGCUCUUUGCCAUCUUCGCCUUCGGCUCCUGCGGCUCCUUCAGCGGAGAGACCGGAGCCACAGUGAAAUGUGACAGCGGAGGGAUGACAGCCAUCAGCAUCCAGUUCGGGUACCCCUUCAGGUUAUACCAGAUUCCCUUUGGGAUGCCGAAUUGUGAGGAUGAAUCAGAAGCCCGCACCCUGUACCUCGUUGGUGAUUUCUCCGCUCCCGCUGAGUUUUUUGUGACCCUGGGGGUCUUCUCCUUCCUCUACUCCAUGGCGGCUCUGGUGCUCUACCUCCGCUUCCAUUCCCUGUACACCGAAAACACGAAGCUGCCCUUCACAGAUUUCUGCGUCACCGUCUGCUUUGCCUUCUUCUGGCUGGUGGCAGCGGCGGCGUGGGGCAAGGGGCUGAGCGACGUGAAGGCGGCCACGCGCCCCGCCACCCUCAUCGCUGCCAUGGGGGUCUGCCAGGGCGAUGGGGUGGUCUGCAACGCCGGCACCACGCCAGCCAUGGGGCUGGCCAACAUCUCAGUGGUUCCUCAGUUCAGCCAGGAGAGGGCAGUGGGAAGGUGA